ACCUUCCGUGAUCAUGGUGGCCGGUAUCAGCAAACGUCAGCAGUUCCGCAAUGAGCGGGCACUGCAAGACCUCAUUCGGUCGGUUCCUGGCAAUGACCGAUGCGCCGAUUGCCAAGCAAUGAAUCCAGGAUGGGCCAGUUGGAAUAUGGGUAUUUUCCUGUGCAUGCGGUGCGCCACGCUGCACCGCAAGAUGGGCACCCAUAUCUCAAAGGUCAAAUCCUUGAGUAUGGAUAGCUGGACAACGGAACAGGUCGAUAACAUGAAAUCGCACGGGAACAACCUCAUGAACAAGAUCUUUAACCCUCGGAACGUGAAGCCCCCUGUUCCUGCUGACGUCGACGAGUCCGACGCAUGCAUGGAACGGUUUAUUCGUCAGAAGUACCAGUACCGGACCUUAGAAGAAGGCAAACCAAAACCCCCUAGUCGUCAAGGUACUCGCGAUGAUCGUUCUCCAGAAGGAUCUCCUCCUCCCCUUCCCCCCAAGCCUGCCCGGCCCUUUGGGUUCGGCUUGCGAUCGGCCUCGUCUACGACCAGCCUCCAUCGACUGUCCAACCGGCAAGCCAUGUCCCCCCGCUCUGAAACCUAUGAAUCGCACAGAGCAGUCUCACAGGGUAUGGGGGCUUCUUUUGGCAGUAGCAAUGCAUCCCAUGAGUCUCAGAUGGCCACAUUGCGGAGUAUGGGCUUUACCAAUGAGUAUCGAAACUCUGCCGUUUUAAAGGGCUUGGACGGCAAUCUCGACAAAUCAAUCGAGACUCUGGUCAGACUGGGGGAGGGUCCCCCAUCAUUGCAGGGCAGAACGCCUGUUCAAACAACCACGGCCAAUGAUACUGCUAGACAGCCAGCCUCCAGCAAUCCUUUUGAUCAGUUAGACUCCAAGCCGGCUCAACCUGCUGGGCAGUCCUACAACCCUUUCGAUGUUCCUACACCGCAACCUGCUGCACAGACGCUCGAGGCGUCGUUCCAACACCUUCAGGUCUCGCAACCGUUAUUCCCACACUCAACCGGGGGCUAUCCCAACCAACAGCCAUCUUUCCCUCAGUCUCUUUACCAACAGCCGAUGACACCCCCUGUGAUGCCAACAAUCUCCCAAGGUGCUGUUGUCCAGUCACCGCAACCUGUUGAUGGUGGUCAUAACCCGUUCUUCCAAUCCGGUAGCUUCACGGCAGCUCCCAACCAAAACCCCGGUGUCGCUCAGCUGCAGACAAAUCCUUUUUUCACCCAACCCCCUUCGCAACUCAACUCGAUGCAACCCCCAAGUCAGGCUUCGGACGGGUAUCCUCAUCCUCCUCGACAUGCCAACACCAUGCCGGCCAUAUCAUCCACCUCCCCGUUCGGUACCGCGUCGCCGUUCCAGCAGCAGCAACAGCCGCAACAAAUUCAACCGCCCCAUCUCCAAGUCCAACCGCCCCAGCAGAUGCAAGCAUCCCACAAUCCAUUCCAACCUAUGACAGCGCCGCCAACCCCGCAAAGUGCGGGGUACCAAGUGCAAUCACAACUUGGCCUGCAGGCGCCCGCGCAGCAUCUAGCCCCACAGCCAACCGGCCGCAUGGACAAGAACAGCAUUCUGUCGUUGUACGGCAUUUCUCCACCACCAUCGGUAACGUCAGAGCACUCUCAGCCCACAAAUGCAGCAGGGGCGAUUCCCGGCCCGGGAACAGCACCGGCACCGGCCCCUGGCUAUGCCACCACAAUGCAACCACAACAACCCACAGACCUCUAUUCCACAGGCACCCGGAACCCCUUCCUCACCACUCAAGCGCCUGCUGCUGGACUUCCCCAACAGCAACAGCAACAAGCAUACCUCCAACAACCCCAACCCCAA
Molecule: messenger RNA, 1822 nt
Organism: Aspergillus bombycis
Lineage: Eukaryota; Fungi; Ascomycota; Eurotiomycetes; Eurotiales; Aspergillaceae
Product: GTPase activating protein for Arf
Exons: 4
Biological process (GO): intra-Golgi vesicle-mediated transport; endocytosis; endoplasmic reticulum to Golgi vesicle-mediated transport
Cellular component (GO): Golgi apparatus
Molecular function (GO): protein binding; GTPase activator activity
Source: RefSeq, a predicted model, not a curated record